Messenger RNA from Polypterus senegalus (gray bichir), 1722 nucleotides. It is a transcript of the gene styx, whose product is annotated as serine/threonine/tyrosine interacting protein. Gene Ontology annotation, biological process: protein dephosphorylation; regulation of ERK1 and ERK2 cascade; negative regulation of SCF-dependent proteasomal ubiquitin-dependent catabolic process. Gene Ontology annotation, molecular function: F-box domain binding; protein tyrosine/serine/threonine phosphatase activity. The record is from RefSeq and is a predicted model, not a curated record. Bases 62 to 820 code for a protein of 252 amino acids. Lineage: Eukaryota; Metazoa; Chordata; Cladistia; Polypteriformes; Polypteridae. Gene Ontology annotation, cellular component: cytoplasm; nucleoplasm. The transcript has 11 exons.
GAAAGAAGGGACCGGGGGUGUCACGUGACAUCGCUGAUCGGAAGCAACAUGGCGGCGAUGCAUGUGGAGCCGAAACAACUCGGACAAGAGUACCGCUUUCUGCUGCGCUUCGAAUAACGGCACUCACCUGGCCGUGAAAAGCCGGCCCCGGGUCGGCCACGCGCCGUGCCAUGGAGGACGAACUCAGGUUGGCGUUCCCAUCCCUGCCAGCCCCGAGGGAGGACGCACUGGACUGGGCGUACCCCAUGAGGAGGGAAAUGCAGGUCCUUAUUCAUCAGCAAUGAAAAGUAAGCUCUCAUUUCUUGAAAAACAUGGAAUAACUCAUAUAGUUUGCAUCAGACAGGACAUUGAAGCAAACUUCAUUAAACCAAACUUCCCAGAAAGAUUUAGGUAUUUGGUUUUAGAUAUUGCUGAUAAUCCUGUGGAAAAUAUUAUCAGGUAUUUUCCAAUGACAAAGGAUUUCAUUGACUCAAGUUUACAGAAUGGAGGAAAGGUCCUUGUCCAUGGAAAUGCAGGGAUUUCCAGAAGUGCAGCUUUAGUAAUUGCGUACUUAAUGGAAACAUUUGGUUUAAAGUAUAGGGAUGCCUUCAGCCAUGUGCAGGAGAGGAGGUUUUGCAUCAACCCCAAUGCUGGAUUUGUACAUCAACUUCAGGAGUAUGAGGCAAUUUAUCUUGCAAAGCUAAGUGUGAAGAUGAUGUCUCCUGUUCAUCUUGGACAGUCCUUCUCCAUGGAAGCAGGGGCACAAGGAAGCUUGAAGCGAACUUUGGAGGAUGACGAAGACUUUGGAAGCAUGCAGGUGACAGCAGCCCAAAAUGGAUAAUUGAAAGAUUGAAGCCAUCAGAUUCACUAGAUGACUUGACAAAUUUUAUGGGGUUGAGGAAUUGUUUCUACUAUGGAGGGGAAUUAGCGAUAAUUUCAGUUAUCAGAACACUUGUUUUAAUGAAAGAAAUCCUCUGCCAUGGACUUGUGAGGUAGGAGUUUGCUGGAGGAGAUAUCAACACACGCAUGGUUGAAGGAAUGGGUUUAAUCCUUCUUUUGGGGGGUGUUGGGGGGGGGGUUGGGUUGGUAUUGAGGUAGAAUGCACUGAUUUAAUAUUGCUAUUUUAUAGCGUUUAAUACAUUUAACAAAGGGGGAGACACUGCAAUAAGGCUCCUUUUAUACUUGAACUCGCUUCUUUUUUUUCUUUUCUUAAAGAAUCUGGCCCCAUUAAGAUGAGUUGUUUCUUAGGUUUCUAAUGCAAACAUCACAAACAGCUUUUGCGUAUGAACGCUAUGUUUACUCAAAGUCAGAUGCUAAAAGAUGGAAGUGAUGCAUCUUGAAUUGCAGGGUUAUUAUCCCCCCACCACCAAUCCAUGACUAGAAUGGCAAUCCUGUAUAUCACAAGCAAAUUUCAGUGGUUAGGCCAUCCCAUAUGAUUUUAAUUUUUGAAAGAUACGAGGUGGUGAUGUUUUUAAUUGGGACCCUUGCUGUCCUGUUUUUUUUUUUCUCUCUCUCUCUAAAUUGCACUCAUUAUAAUGAGACUGAAAGCGGGAUGAACUUGGUUAGUAAUAAUGACUCCAUGCAUUCUGGGUCAGAACCCCAUAGUGCAUUAAGGGACACGGAACAGUGUAAAUUAGGAGGCGUUCUGCUUAGAGCAUUGUGCAACAGCUUCAGUUUGUAAAAUCAAUUAAUAUGUUAAUGGUAUUUAUACAUAUUGAUUAAAUACAGUUUGCUAUAAAAGUG